Messenger RNA from Penaeus indicus, 348 nucleotides. RefSeq names its product cuticle protein 18.6-like. The record is from RefSeq and is a predicted model, not a curated record. The transcript has 4 exons. Gene Ontology annotation, cellular component: extracellular matrix. Bases 1 to 348 code for a protein of 115 amino acids. NCBI's taxonomy places the organism in Eukaryota, Metazoa, Arthropoda, Malacostraca, Decapoda, Penaeidae.
AUGAUUUACCAAAUUACAACUCUUCUUGUAGUAUUGGCUGUUACAUUUGCCAAUCCUUCAAAUUACGGACCUGCCUAUGCUGCUGUCCCUCUACCAUAUGGUUUCAACUACGCAGUGAACGACGCUUACAAAGGAACCAACUUCGGACAGACGGAGAAGUCCGACGGGAACAGCGUGUGGGGAUCCUACACCGUCGCCCUCCCCGACGGUCGUAAACAAACUGUCGACUACACAGCAGACCACGGCAGGGGAUUCGUGGCCAAGGUCAGCUACUCCGGCAAGGCUCAGCACCCCAAAGUUUCCGGUCCGGCCGUCGUCUUCCCUCAGAACGGAGGCGGAUACCAUUGA